Molecule: messenger RNA, 418 nt
Organism: Racocetra persica
Lineage: Eukaryota; Fungi; Glomeromycota; Glomeromycetes; Diversisporales; Gigasporaceae
Source: the annotation of a GenBank genome assembly
CAUCGAAUCUGACAUCGAUCGAUGACCCAACGUCGAUCAUCAACCUGAACAUCGGGGCUGCCCUGAUAUACUCAUAUUUGUACGAUGCAAAGAAAGAACAUAAAUAUAUUCAAUACGGAUUGCAUGUAGCAGACUAUGUAUGCGUGUUGGGUUGGAAUGAUCUUAUUCAAAAAGAUGUUUAUAAUCAUAUGAUAGAACUGAUUCUAGAUACUGAAGAAAUUAGAGAAAAAAAUCCUGAAUUUUUGCAUAUGUUGCAUGAUGCAAAUUUGCUAAAUAUUUUUGAAGAAAUAAUUCCAAGAUUACUAUUGCCAGGAAAACUAUCAAGUUUUAUUAAAAAGUACCUUAAUGAAAAAGAGAUGAGAAUCUCUAAUGAAUAUAAAUCUUUAUAUACUUUGACAAGAACCUUUAUUGAUUCAAU